Sodiomyces alkalinus F11 is the source of this 288-nucleotide messenger RNA. RefSeq lists its product as hypothetical. NCBI's taxonomy places the organism in Eukaryota, Fungi, Ascomycota, Sordariomycetes, Glomerellales, Plectosphaerellaceae. The record is from RefSeq and is a predicted model, not a curated record. The transcript has 2 exons. The coding region runs from base 1 to 288 and encodes 95 amino acids.
AUGGCUUCAACUAUUCCGAUGUCCACUGACUUCUCCGGCGCUAAGACAAGUCCAUAUUUUGUGGAAGGGAGGGGACAGAACGUGUACUGGCAGAACUGCUGGGCUAAGGUGUAUGGCAAGGGCCAUUCCGAGUCGAGAGAACAGUACCCUCGAGGCGGGCAGCUCGGUUAUGUCUGCCGUGUGAGUUUAGGACUGGAGCGAGGGCCAAACCCUCCACUCUCCCUCCCGGACGGCGUAUCGCUGCGCUAUAUCGCCGUGCUCCUUGUCAUCGCGCUAACCAGGUUCUAG